AUGGCGGAGGACCUGCCAAGGUUGUCACCUCAAUCUGCUCUGAAGAUGGACCAGCGGAAGACGGCGGCGACGACACAUGUGAGUGCGUCGGACCGAUCUUCCAAGAGUACAGAUGAUCAAGGCGCCCACCUCCUCGCCCUUGGCCGCGGCCGCCGCCGUGCUCGUCGUCGUGUCGGCGUGGGGCGCGGACGCGACGAUCGAACCACGUGCAGGGACGAGGGGCGGGCGACCGGUGCGCGUGUUACGUCCGCGUUCUGCGUGCGCCAGUUCUUGGCGUCCGAGGGCGCGGCGGAGGCGGAUACGUGGGGCCUGGCAAAGACGGCCGUGCUCAUCGGCAUCAACCUCGCCGACGACGCCAUCUUCGACCUCACCCACGGGAAGAUCCUCCCAGAGCCCAAGGACAAGAAGGCCGAGGCGGCCAUGGACGCGUGCGUGAAGGCGUACGACAAGGUGGGCCUGGCCUUCGCGGAGGCUUCCGACGAGCUCAGGGCGCGCCGGUACCCGGCGGCCAAGGAGGAGAUGGCGAGCGUCGCGCCGCUCCUGCAGCGGUGCGACGGCGGGCUCGUCAAGGUCGGGCUCCCGUCGCCGCUGCCCAGGUACAGCGCCGACUGCCUGCAGACGACCAUCAUUGGCAUCGCCAUAACCAACCUCGUCAAGUGA
This is a messenger RNA of Triticum urartu, 660 nucleotides long. RefSeq names its product pectinesterase inhibitor 8-like. NCBI's taxonomy places the organism in Eukaryota, Viridiplantae, Streptophyta, Magnoliopsida, Poales, Poaceae. Gene Ontology annotation, molecular function: enzyme inhibitor activity. The record is from RefSeq and is a predicted model, not a curated record.